AUGAAUACCUCAAAUUAGUACAAUCUGACCCGUUCGAAUUGCCCACAUAUACACCCUGCCGGUCUUUGUUGUUGGCUCGUUGCGGAAAGAUCAUAAACAAUCCGAUGGUUGAUCCCGGUAGUUUGGGGACUGCUUUCAAGUGCGCGAUUACGUUUGCUAUCCAGUGGAGCAUUCCGAGGUUGCUGUUUGUAGUGCUAGUGGUGUUCAUUAACAUAAUCGGUUCAAUAUUGCAGCUAAAUGAGAACUACAUGAAAAUCAAGUGAGAAAUUAAUUGUAGUGAGGCGAAAAUAUGAGCGUCCUCCGGAGGCCCUUUGUGGCUGUGCUGGUGCUGUGUCUCGUGACGUCCCUACUGCUGGCCCAGAGCAACGAUGGCGGAGGAGAACGGCUAAUGAGUCAUGUGGAGAAGCAGCGGUACGAUGGAUGGUACAACAAUUUGGCCCACCCGGACUGGGGAGCUGUUGAUAAUCAUCUAACGAGGAAGGCACCACCGGCCUACUCCGACGGCGUUUACGUCCUAGCCGGGUCAAGCCGACCUUCGCCUCGGAAGCUGAGUAGGCUGUUCAUGCGGGGCAAAGAUGGGCUGCCCUCCAUGCACAAUCGCACUGCCAUCCUGGCCUUCUUCGGUCAGGUCGUUACCAACGAGAUUGUUAUGGCCUCCGAGUCAGGCUGCCCCAUUGAAAUGCAUCGAAUCGAAAUUGAGAAGUGUGACGAAAUGUACGACCGCGAGUGCCGUGGCGAUCGAUACAUUCCGUUUCACCGGGCGGCCUACGAUAGAAACACCGGCCAGAGUCCUAAUGCACCCAGGGAACAAAUCAAUCAGAUGACAGCGUGGAUCGACGGUAGCUUCAUCUACAGUACGUCCGAAGCGUGGUUGAAUGCUAUGCGAGCGUUUCAGGACGGUUUGCUGCUGACCGAUAAAGACGGCACGAUGCCGGUGAAAAACACGAUGCGAGUGCCGCUGUUCAACAACCCGGUGCCGCAUGUGAUGCGAAUGCUGAGCCCAGAGAGAUUGUAUCUUCUGGGCGAUCCACGAACGAAUCAAAAUCCCGCCUUACUCACGUUUGCCAUUCUGCUUUUGCGUUGGCAUAAUGUGGUCGCCAAGAGGGUCCGAAAGCAGCAUCGCGAUUGGACUGAUGAGGAAAUUUUCCAGCGAGCCCGGAGAGUUGUAGUAGCUAGUUUACAGAAUGUGAUAACCUACGAAUAUCUGCCAGCAUUUUUAGAUGCCGAACUGCCACCUUAUACGGGUUACAAGGCCGAUACUCACCCAGGCGUGAGUCACAUGUUCCAAGCUGCCGCGUUUCGUUUCGGACAUUCGUUGAUUCCGCCCGGUUUGUUCCGAAGGAAUGGAAGGUGUGACUUCCGCAAAACGAACAUGGACUAUCCGGCACUGAGAUUGUGUUCCUCGUGGUGGAAUUCGAAUGACGUACUGGACGACACCCCCAUCGAGGAGUUCCUGAUGGGCAUGGCGUCACAGAUCGCCGAGCGCGAAGAUCCACUGCUGUGCUCAGACGUGCGGGAUAAACUGUUCGGUCCCAUGGAGUUCUCCCGGCGGGAUCUGGGAGCGCUCAACAUCAUGCGCGGCAGAGACAACGGACUGCCCGAUUACAAUACAGCUAGAGUUGCAUACAAACUACCAAAGAAGAAAACGUGGCGCGAUAUCAAUCCAGAGGUGUUCGAACGACAGCCAGAACUGUUGAAUUUGCUAAUUGAAACAUACGAAAACCGAUUGGACAACGUAGAUGUAUACGUUGGAGGAAUGUUGGAGUCUGAUGGAAAGCCAGGAGAACUGUUCACUGCCGUGAUCAUUGAUCAAUUCACACGGGUCCGAGAUGCCGAUCGGUUUUGGUUCGAGAAUGAGGAUAACGGAAUUUUCACUAAAGAAGAAAUUGCUGAAUUGCGCAAAAUCACAAUGUGGGACAUAAUCGUCAACAGUACGGAUAUUGAUCCGGAUGAGAUCCAGAAGGAUGUCUUCCACUGGAGUGAAGGUGAUCCUUGUCCACAACCAGAGCAGCUGAAUGCUACUUUGCUCGAGCCAUGUAACUAUCUGGAGGGGUACGAUUACUUCUCCGGAUCGGAACUGGCGUACAUUUAUUCGUGUGUAUUCCUCGGAUUUGUGCCCAUCCUAUGUGCUGGUGCUGGAUACUGUGUCAUCAAGUUACAGAACAGUCGCCGUCGCAAGUUGAAGAUUAAGCAAGAAGCGUUGAAGAAUGCUGGAAACAGCAAGCAAUCUGUUGAGAAGAUGGUAGCCCGGGAAUGGCUGCACGCGAAUCACAAACGCUUGGUAACGGUGAAAUUUGGACCCGAAGCAGCGAUCUACACGGUUGAUCGCAAAGGGGAGAAACUACGAACAUUCAGUUUAAAAAAUGUGGAUGUCGUUACCGUGGAGCAAUCACAAGAAAACUACAAGAAAAAGAAACCAUACAUUUUGCUCAGGGUACCAAGCGAUCAUGAUCUUGUCUUGGAGUUGGAAUCAAAUUCCGCUCGUCGAAAGUUUGUGAAGAAGUUGGAAGAUUUCUUGCUUCUGCAUAAGAAGGACAUGACAUUUGUGGAGGUACCGAGAGACAUUAUGUUGGCGAAGGCCGAAACACGUGAGCGUCGUCAGAAGCGGCUGGAGCAUUUCUUCCGCGAGGCAUACGCGUUGACGUUCGGAUUGCGGCCGGGUGAACGUCGUCGAAGGUCGGACGCAUCAGUGGACGGAGAAGUGAUGACCGUCAUGAGAACCAGCCUGUCGAAGUCUGAAUUUGCCGCUGCUCUGGGAAUGAAGCCCGAUGAUAUGUUCGUCAGGAAGAUGUUUAACAUUGUCGACAAGGAUCAGGAUGGAAGAAUUUCUUUCCAGGAAUUCUUGGAAACGGUGGUGCUAUUUUCACGAGGUAAAACGGAUGAUAAGCUGAGAAUCAUUUUUGACAUGUGCGACAAUGACCGCAACGGAGUGAUUGAUAAGGGAGAGCUGAGUGAAAUGAUGCGUUCGCUGGUGGAGAUUGCACGAACGACGAGCGUGACGGACACUCAAGUAAAGGAGUUGAUUGAUGGAAUGUUCCAGGAUGUUGGAUUAGAGCACAAGAAUCAUCUCACGUAUCAGGAUUUCAAGCUGAUGAUGAAAGAGUACAAGGGUGACUUUGUUGCCAUCGGUUUGGACUGUAAGGGAGCGAAGCAGAAUUUCUUGGACACUUCAACGAAUGUGGCGCGUAUGACUUCGUUCCAUAUUGAGCCACCUUCUGAUGCCCGCCGAAAUUGGAUGCAGGAAAAGUGGGAUAGCUAUACAACGUUUCUGGAGGAGAACCGGCAAAAUAUCUUCUAUUUGUUUUUGUUCUACGUGAUUACUAUUGUGCUGUUUGUCGAGAGGUUCAUUCAUUAUUCUUUCAUGGCUGAACACACAGAUCUUAGACACAUCAUGGGGGUUGGAAUAGCUAUCACCCGAGGUUCAGCCGCUUCAUUAUCCUUCUGUUACUCAUUGUUAUUACUCACGAUGUCAAGAAAUCUCAUCACCAAGUUGAAGGAAUUCCCCAUCCAACAGUACAUCCCGCUGGAUUCGCAUAUCCAGUUCCACAAGAUUGCCGCUUGCACGGCACUGUUCUUCUCGUUGUUGCACACCGUUGGUCAUAUCGUUAACUUCUACCAUGUAUCUACGCAGUCCAUCGAGAAUCUCAAAUGUCUCACCAAGGAAGUGCAUUUCACUUCCGAUUACCGGCCGGACAUUACCUACUGGUUGUUCCAAACAGUUACAGGUGUCACUGGAGUCAUGUUGUUUGUUAUAAUGUGUAUUAUAUUCGCGUUUGCGCACUCCACAAUCCGAAAGAAGGCCUACAAGUUCUUCUGGAACGCCCAUUCAUUGUACAUAGUAUUGUACGCGCUUUGCCUUAUUCAUGGCUUGGCGCGUCUCACAGGAGCACCUCGGUUCUGGCUGUUCUUUAUUGGACCCGGCAUUGUUUACACUCUGGAUAAGAUCGUUUCCCUACGAACAAAGUAUAUGGCGCUGGACGUCAUUGAAACGGAUUUGCUACCCUCGGAUGUAAUCAAGAUAAAGUUCUACCGACCUCCAAAUCUAAAAUAUCUUUCCGGCCAGUGGGUCCGAUUGUCCUGUACAGAAAUCAAGCCCGAGGAAAUGCACAGUUUCACGUUAACUUCUGCACCGCACGAGAACUUCCUCAGCUGUCACAUUAAAGCGCAAGGACCAUGGACGUGGAAGCUGCGAAACUAUUUCGACCCGUGCAAUUACAACCCCGAUGAUCAACCGAAGAUUCGGAUCGAAGGGCCAUUCGGCGGUGGUAACCAGGAUUGGUACAAGUUUGAGGUGGCCGUGAUGGUGGGCGGUGGUAUUGGAGUUACCCCUUAUGCUUCGAUCUUGAAUGAUUUGGUAUUUGGAACGAGUACCAAUAGGUACUCGGGAGUGGCCUGUAAGAAGGUGUACUUCCUGUGGAUUUGUCCCUCACACAAACAUUUUGAGUGGUUCAUAGACGUCCUGCGGGACGUGGAGAAGAAGGACGUUACCAAUGUGCUGGAAAUUCACAUCUUCAUCACACAAUUCUUCCAUAAGUUCGAUCUGCGAACGACAAUGCUGUAUAUUUGCGAAAACCACUUCCAGCGUCUAUCGAAAACGUCCAUGUUCACAGGUCUGAAGGCCGUGAACCAUUUCGGGCGUCCUGAUAUGUCUAGUUUCCUUAAAUUCGUACAGAAGAAGCACUCCUAUGUAUCUAAAAUAGGUGUGUUCUCGUGUGGGCCUCGGCCCCUCACCAAGAGCGUCAUGUCGGCGUGUGACGAAGUCAACAAGGGUAGAAAGUUGCCAUAUUUCAUCCACCACUUCGAAAACUUUGGCUAAGCCAAGCAGAGCGAUGAACAUUUUCAUUAAAAAAAGAACUUACCACCACACCCUUCGAUUGCUCAUUUAGGAUUUUAUUAUUUUGUCAAUUUUAUGUUUUUAUUUGUUAAGCCUAGCGAAGUUACACCUGCGAUCCUUAGGAUAAAUUAUCAAUUUCCCUAGUGUUAAGAAGUUAAGCUGAGUAUGUGUAAAGUUUUCCCGUUACAGAUGUCGGUUUGUGUCAAAAUGUGUCGUCGUGAAUAAAGUAUUAGCUUCUCGUGCCUCAAAGGACCCCGAAGCGUAUUUAUUUGAUUGUUAAUUUUGUUCAAGCGAAAAGAUAUUCAUCGAUAAGCAAUGUGCUUCGUUUCAGUGUUGAGCACAAACGAUCUAAUCCAUUGUCCAGUGCAUCAUUUACAAAUUGAUAAUGAAACGUUAGUGAUAUUACCGUUAAUUCGCCUGAGAGAACAAAUGCAUUCCAGUUGUGCAAACGAUAACCCUUUUGUACAUCGAAUUAGUAUAAGAGACACUUACCACUGCACGAUGCCGAAUUACCAAGCAUCGAUGUAAGCCGCAUGAUCAACUGCCCGAUUUCAUACAACGAAUGAAGAAACCAUCAGUGAACUAGUUUUUAAAGAUAGAUAUCUUUUAAGUACUGUUAUCAGAACUGUCGUGAAUCACAAGUCAUUUCCACCUAUGAAAAAUACACAAAUAUUAAAAUAAAAACAAAUAAAUAAUUAACGAAACUUUCAGAAAUUCCAUACAAAGGCAAAUGCAAUUGAGACCCAAAAUGAUAUUAUUGAUUAUGACGAAAAUACACAUGGGACUGACUUGUGAUUGGCGGCAGUACAACUCGUUGAAAUUUCCAAUACUGCUAAGCUUUUCCGAUACGGUGUUUCUAUUAUUCCCAAUGAUGUUCUAUUUGCUUUGCCAUGGAAGGAAAUUUUCGACAAUUUCGAAAAAAUGUUCAUCUUCUUUCCAUUUAGUCGUGUAAUUUAUCGAUAAUACAUACUGUAUGUGUUGUAAAUAGCUUUGUCAGCAAAUCUGUAUUUAUUACCGCAAUUGAAUAAGAUGCUAGUGGAAAUUUA
Molecule: messenger RNA, 5880 nt
Organism: Aedes aegypti (yellow fever mosquito)
Lineage: Eukaryota; Metazoa; Arthropoda; Insecta; Diptera; Culicidae
Gene: Duox
Product: dual oxidase
Exons: 15
Coding region: 290-4816 (1508 amino acids)
Biological process (GO): response to oxidative stress
Molecular function (GO): peroxidase activity; heme binding; calcium ion binding
Source: RefSeq, a predicted model, not a curated record